Hippopotamus amphibius kiboko is the source of this 479-nucleotide messenger RNA. RefSeq names its product U6 snRNA-associated Sm-like protein LSm6. The transcript has a single exon. Gene Ontology annotation, cellular component: nucleolus; sno(s)RNA-containing ribonucleoprotein complex; P-body. Lineage: Eukaryota; Metazoa; Chordata; Mammalia; Artiodactyla; Hippopotamidae. Gene Ontology annotation, molecular function: RNA binding. Bases 105 to 347 code for a protein of 80 amino acids. Gene Ontology annotation, biological process: mRNA splicing, via spliceosome; maturation of SSU-rRNA. The record is from RefSeq and is a predicted model, not a curated record.
GGCCGGGCUUGUGGCAUGCCCGGAGCAGGGCGUCGGAACCCAGCCGCGAGAUGAGGAACCUGGGGCCUGGAGAGGUGAAAUGAUUUCUGAUCAGGGUUGUUAAAAUGAGUCUGCGGAAGCAAACACCCAGUGAUUUCCUGAAGCAAAUCAUCGGACGACCAGUUGUAGUAAAAUUAAAUUCUGGAGUGGAUUACCGAGGGGUCCUGGCUUGCCUGGAUGGCUACAUGAAUAUAGCCUUGGAGCAGACAGAGGAGUAUGUAAAUGGACAGCUGAAGAAUAAGUACGGGGAUGCACUUAUCCGAGGAAACAAUGUGUUGUACAUAAGUACACAGAAGAGGAGGAUGUGAAGAUACCAAGAGUACCAUGCGUUUCAUACCUGGAUGUUUUUUAUUAAGUUUUUUAGUUCUUCUGUCAUAUAAUUUGUCCUAUUUUGUUAUAGUCAUUGAUUUUUCACUGACACAUGAGGAGUGAGAUAAAUG